Molecule: messenger RNA, 1788 nt
Organism: Colletotrichum gloeosporioides
Lineage: Eukaryota; Fungi; Ascomycota; Sordariomycetes; Glomerellales; Glomerellaceae
Exons: 3
Coding region: 1-1788 (595 amino acids)
Molecular function (GO): iron ion binding; steroid hydroxylase activity; heme binding
Source: RefSeq, a predicted model, not a curated record
AUGGGUGUUUUCAGCGAGACCGCUGGGUUUCUCCAAUCAGUUGAGUCGUCACUGAUGUCUGAUCUGGCCUAUAACUAUGACGCGAGAAUAGUUACCGCAGUCUUACUACUCCUCAUUUUCCCCUUGACAUACACCUACACGUUUGCACAGAGCCAGUUCGCCAAGAGUUCCAAAAAAGAUGUUGCGGAGCCUCCUCAGGUCCCCUACGUGGUGCCUUUCCUCGGCAACACAUAUGCGUUUGCGUCAGGCCCAGCGGCCUUCUUUACCGCGGUGCGGAAAGCGUUCGAAAAUAUUCCCGCUCGUGUACUCCUAGGAGGCCAGCGGAUGUAUCUUAUUCCACAUGGAGAACACAUCCAGACCUUGUUCAAAAGCUCUCGUCAUUUGAAUGCCGAAUACACAACAAUAAUUGCGUUCCGCGAUGCCUUGGGCCUGCCUGACAAGGAGCUUCAGGAGUUGUACGCCGAUCAAUCGGGUAUCGACACAACGCCAGCCCCGGGAUAUGAACACAUGGAAGCAAAACACCGGAUCUUCUUUCAAAUUCACAAGCAUGUUCACGCUCAUUUCGCUGGCCGCUCUCUGGAAGCAAUCACGUCAAAGUUCAUUGAGAGCUUCAGCUCUAGAAUGCUUGGUGAAAACGCCGAGACCAAUCUGAGCGGCCAGUGGCUUGAGCAGCCAGACCUGCAUGACUUGGUACGGACGGAAAUCUUCCACGCGGCCACCGAAGCAUUUUGCGGUGAUCACAUCUUCAGACUUUGUCCCAAUUUGUGCAAAGAAUUCUGGGAGUUCGACGAGGCCCUGCCCAGCUUGAUCAGCGGCACGCCGAAGUUUCUCAAUAGCAAGGCUCUUGCAGCACGCGCUGUGUUGCUCAAAAACAUCAAGACGUGGCACAAAUUUGCCAGAGAGAACUUUGACUGGAACGAUACCGAUGCGGUGUAUGCCGAGUGGGAACCUAUCUAUGGCGCCCGCAUCAUGCGAGAGAGACAGAAGAUGUUCAAGAACAUCGAGACUAGUGAGGACGGCAGUGCAUCAUAUGAUCUCGGUCUCAUUUGGGCGUCGAGUGGCAAUGUCAUUGCUGCUUCCUUCUGGUGUCUCUUCUUCAUCCUGAAAAACCCUGCGUUGAAAAAAGCAAUCAUUGAGGAAACGACGCCGUGCUUCCGACAAGGGACGUUGAUGUUUGAUUCCGAGAGACUCUACUCUCGACCCCUUCUUCAAUCAGUCUAUCUGGAGACAUUGCGUUUGUCCGUUGCGGCUCCCAUCACACGCAUCUCCAGAGUUCCGAAGUUCCAGUUGGGCAAGUGGGCAGUCAAGAAAGACGAAAUGAUGUUCGCCACGACAUGGGUGGCCUCAAGGGACACAACCUUCUGGAACCGAGGAAAGGUAGACUACAGUACUGGGAAGGCGGAGCAUGAGGUUGACGAAUUCUGGGCCGAAAGAUUCCUUGAGUUCGAGGAUGACUUGGGAUCUGGCCCGGUCCGAAGGCCUGACAGUACCACCACCGAAACUAAGCCACUGGAUGCAACUCGCCUUUCCAAAGCUAAAGUUGUGGAAUCGGGCAUGCAGGGCUACUACUAUCCCUUUGGAGGAGGCUCCAAGAUGUGCCCCGGUCGUUUCUUUGCCAAAAGGCAGAUUCUGGUCACCGUGGCUUUGAUGCUUCGCGCAUUCGACAUUGAGUUACUAGACCCAAUCACAGCCUCUAAGACUAAGCCUUGCAUGCCCAUGACACCGGUCGGUACUGUCAGGCCGAAUGUCAAGACUGCUUUCAGGAUUCGGAAGAGAGGGCUGGAUUGA